This is a messenger RNA of Pecten maximus, 2854 nucleotides long. RefSeq lists its product as uncharacterized. Bases 1400 to 2221 code for a protein of 273 amino acids. The record is from RefSeq and is a predicted model, not a curated record. NCBI's taxonomy places the organism in Eukaryota, Metazoa, Mollusca, Bivalvia, Pectinida, Pectinidae. The transcript has a single exon. Gene Ontology annotation, molecular function: protein binding.
AAGCUCAGAUCAUGAUAUCGCCUCCUGAUACAUUUCAAGGAAGAUGGCAACGUGUGGUGUGCAUUCUGAUUGGGUCUACGAUAUGGUAUGUUCUACGUGCAGUGAUUUUAAGUUAGUGUGUUCUCGGUGUAUAGAGGACGAACACAAAGGUCACAUUAUUGAAACAUUCGAGUCAGUAGCCAAGAGUGUGUUGGACCGAUUACGGAAAGAAAAAGCAGACAAUAGUCCACAUUUCAAAGAAGUAAAAUUGGAUUUGAAAACAUGUGCAACUCUUAGAGAAAAGGAAAGGAUCAAAUCUGGUGAUACUAGGAGAAGUAUUGAAAGGAGACGGGAUCAUAUCAAGCAGGCCGUCGAUGAGAUCGCAGACGACUUGUUAGAUCGACAUGAGGCGAGUACAACCAGAAUUUCAAGAGUUUUCGAUGAAUUUGAAAAACAAGUGGAAGAGAAGGUUAAAAGCACCCUCAAAUUUCAAAAUGAUCUGGCACAUUUGGAGAAUUCCUCCAACUACAAACUUAUCAUUGAAACUGGUAAAAACCUGAGCGCACCUUCUUUGCCUUGUUUUAAAGUUCCCUCUAUUGGUCGCAUAACACUGAAGCAAGAACCUAUUGAUCGCCUGUACAUUAAACAGAUGUUUGGGGAAGAAACUCAAGAGGACAUUAGAAAAUCGUUCAUGUCAGAAUCACUGGAGCACAGAGAACACCAACAAAGUGAUAUAAGCAUGAGUUUAAAGGAUAAGAAGUCAAAACGCCGUUCAAAAUCUAAACAAGAUGUUCUCGAUGUUGAAUUUGGAGACAAACGCGUGUCUGAAGAACCAACACAACGACUUGAGGGCUCGGCCAGUCUUCAUAAAUCCCAGUCCAAGAGUCAUCUUACUGAAACACUUGAACCAAAAGGAACUGAUGUUACAAAUAACAUGGACGGCGAACCCUGUCCUCUGUUAGCUAACGACUACACAUCGACAAACAAAAACAAGGAAUCACCUCCUACACUUAAGAUAACUGAUCCGUCCAAUAUCAGAAAGAGACAUGGCUCCUCCAAAAGAAGCAUGAAAGGAUAUUCUUUAGGUGAAGCUAAAAUUAUAUCUGAUGGCUUGGAGUAUGAUAUAACCAAAGACAAUGGUCAUAUAAGUUUCAAUCCUAUUGAGAAACCCUCCUCUGAAAAGUCAGAUCCGCGAUUGUUUGGCAUUGAGGAUGAUAUAUUGCAUACAACUGGACAGGUCCUCACCAACGGUUUCGGAAUCUCCCCAAACAUACCGGAGGAGCACAUCUUUGUAUGUUAUGCCCCGAGAUACAAAUGGUAUACUAGCUUUACCUACACCUAGAAGUACGCCAGUCAGAAGGACAAGCUCAAAGGUCACUUCACAAGAUGAAGCCGGCGUUAAUUCUGUCGACGUUUCAGCAUGCUGCCUCCACUCCGACGGCCAUUUCUCCCUCCUGACAGUGGCCAUUGUUGGAUAGUGUAUAACAAUACAAAUGAAAUCAAACUUAUCAGCAAUUCAGGAGUGGUCAAGAAGACAGUGUCUGUUUCUGGAUCAAAACAUUUGCUUGGAAUCACGGGACUGGCUGAUGGGUCGUUACUUAUCUGCAGUCCACAGACAAAAUGUAUCAAACAGGUACAUCAUCCGAGUUGCCACGUGUUUGAACUUUUCCACACGGCUCCAUUAAUACCUGUUGGGAUAUGUGCCUCCCCCACGGGGGACAUAUUGAUGACGUUGAUCGACAAAUGGAGUUACGAUAAAUCCCGAGACAGCCAUCGCGUCUUGAUGAAAUGUAAUUCCAACUGGAAAAUGACUGCUGAGGCAAAACAUUCCAAACAUGGAGGAAAUUUGUUUGUUUUGCCGUACAAGGUCUCUGUUAGUAGUACUGGAAAGCUUGUUGCCGUUAUCAACCAAACGAGCGAUAUGACGUCACAUCUCAUGCUAUUUGAUAACAAUUUCGCUUUGUUAUUACGUUGCAUUGGUCAUGAAAACGUCGUUCUCGGUGACCGACCUGACUUUGCAAUGACAGAGAGGUUCAACGUCAUGGAUGUAAAGUUUGACGUCACUGACAACCUGGUGAUCAUCGAGGGAUACACGGGAACCGUUCAGGUCCUUGACCCCGUCACGUGCAGGCCGCUAAGGAUCAUAGUUAAGGAGCAAGGAAGCCCAUGGACACUAGCCGUUUAUGACAAAAACAUGUGGGUUGGAUUUCAAGAUGGACGUAUUAAAUGCUUGUCAUACUAAUUUGAUAUUUUGUCUUAAUGAACAAGACACUGGGCACAAUUAUUUUUUCUUGUAAGUUGAUAUAAUACGUAGCAACGCAGGACAAAUAUUUAUUGUUAGUAAUUUUGUGAAUGACAAAUUUUAAUUUUAAUGAUAAACUAGUAUGCUAAAUUAUGUGUGAUUAUGCCUACUGAGUUUUGAUACUUUGUCUCAAAAUGGAUGAUUCUGAUACAGAUUGUUAUUCCUAGAUGGAACAUGAGAUAUAUUUAACCUUGUGAUAUCAAGUAAAUCAACUUACCAAGUAUUAGUAUUCGGGAACAAGAGUUUUACAUUUCUUUUAGUGUGACAUGGUUCGAUUAUCUCCCCCUUACUGUACCACGCUAGUUUGAUUUAAUAGCACGAACUCGGAGAAAUGUACGGCAAUCCUCGGAAAUCAAAUCCCGAGCAAAUUGCCAAGGAUUGUCGGAAAUGUCUCCGCGAUGUUACGAUUGUAUUUUGAUUUAGUAUCCUACAUGUGUAUGUUGUGAAGGAUAGCUGGCCAACCAUUACUAUUUGGAGUUAGCUCCCUUUCCAUAUUUUUGUUUUUGCUACUAUUUACAGUUAGUUCCCUUACAAUAGAAUAUAUUGUUACAAAUAAAAUAUUAUUAAGUUGAU